CUGUAUUCCUUUUGGGACAGUAACAUAGUCAUAUUUUUCUUCAGGUAUCUKAUAGAUGUUGAAGGCUGGGAUCCAGAGGCAGCAAUUCAAGCUUUUGGUGAUGCCAGAGGUCAUUGCAUGGAUGGCCUCGUGUAUCUCACAGACCUCAGGACACAACCAAUGCGCAGUAACCUUGGAAUGGAUGUAUGGGAUGCAGAUGAAGAUAUUAUCCCACCACCACAUGCAAUGGAAGGAUCUGUAGAGCGGUUCCCAAAUGAAGAUUUUCAGGGGUCUGGGAAAAGAUUAAGAGUUUAUGAUGACCAUUCUCACAAUGAUUUACAAGGACAGAUGCAGUUGAGAGAUUUUGACUUCAUUAAUAAGGGGCCUGGACAAAGACGAAGACCAUUUCAUGACCAUCAAACUCAGGAUGAAUUAAGAACAUCAGUGCAGAUGAGAAAUUGGGACUACAAUAGGGGACCAGAACAACGACAAAGAGCCUUUACUGAUCACCAGUUUUGUGAUGAUUAUCAAGAAGACACACAGCUGAAGGACAUAGACUUCAGUAACAAGGGACAUGGACAAAAUUUGAGACCUUUUCACAGACACCAGUUUCAUGAUGAUUUGCAAGCAGACAGACAGUCUUUUGAUUUUACCAGAGGCCGUGAACAAAGGCAGAGAACUUUUCCUGACCAUCCUUCUCCUAAUGAUUUGAAGGAAGACAGGCAGUCAAAGGAUUUUGAUUUUGGUAGCAGGGGCCGUGGCCAGAGACGAAAACUGUUCCAUGACCACCAAUCUCGUGAUGAAUUUCAGACUCAAAUGCAGAUAAAAGAACAGGAUUCUGCCAGCAGAGGUCCUGGCCAAGGACUAAGAUCUUUCCAUGACUAUGAGUCAUGUGAUAACUUGCAGACACAGAUGCAAUUGGGAGAUUUUGAAUUUGUUAAGAGGGGUCGUGGACAGAGGUUAAGACCUUUUAAUGAUCACCAGCCUCGCAAUGACUUAAAAACAGAGAUGCAACUGAAGGAUUAUGAUAACAAAGGUCCCAGACAAAGGUGCAGACCUUUUCAUGACCCUCAGCCUUAUGAUGGCUUACAGGAACAGACUCAAUUAAAAGAUUUUGAUUAUGGUAAUAAAGGUCAUGGACAAAGGCCAAGACCUUUUCACGAUCAUCCAGGUCACAAUGACUUGCCACAUGAUUGGUGUUCAGACAGAAGUCAGUCCUUYUCUUCCCAUGACAAUGUACCAGAACCUCAUUUUUCCUCAUCUCCUUCACUUCACAGAGAUUACGGGUCUGAUAGUGAUGACUUCAACAGAAAUUACAGUAAUCGACCAAAUUGUCCUGAAGACAAUAGGAGAAUGCAUCCCUCAGAGGAAUUUAAUAGAGGAAAAAACAGAUUUGCACCAUACUCUUCACGAACAAUGCACCCAUCUUCAUGCAUGCGCCAAGAAGAUGGCUCAAUGGACUAUGAAAGAAAGCCUUUUCAAUGUGAAACUACCCAAAACAUGGAACAAAGUAAACGAUUACCAGUUGUAACAGUUGAUUACAAUUAYGGUCUGCCACUAGAUUGUGGACCUGAAGAGGAMGAGAGAUCACAUUAUGAUUUACCACCAAGAGACCACUACAGCUGGAACUGAAUAAAAAGGACAAUGUUUGCUCAGCUUACAAUUACUUUUGCCCAUUUUAUUUUGUAUGUGGACCAAUUUGUUUUUUAAGCAGAUCAAUUAAAUGAAAUGUUGGUACAUAGUAGCACCAACAGCUCCAACUGUAGCUUUCAGUAGUAGAGAACAGGUCUCURUUGUAAAAUUAGCUUCUACUGAUGUUUGGUUCUUGAAAUUUAUUAGGCUGUAUUUGUUAAGUGUAGCUGGAGGCAAUGUCUCUGUACACAUGGAAUUAAAGUAGUCCUUCCUUUUAGUGAAACUGGAACCCUGAACCUUAAAACAAACAAYUUUCCGAGUGAUUGUGGUUGGUUUUUGUUUUACAGUUCUUUGAAAUUUAUGAGACUUCCAGAUGUGUAAUAAAACUGCACUAUCAGGUAAACUAGCACUGAAAUUAUAGGGAAAAUACUUAGAAAUGAAUGAAGCAAAAUUAUGUCCAGUUAACAGAAGUUUAAAUUAUUGCUAACAAUCAUUGCAGCAUUGCAAUUUACUUCCAUAUUAUCUGUACCAUCCACUGAACUGACUUAGUUUCAUUCUUUUUCAUAGCAGAAUUUUUCCCAGAUUGCUAAGAACAUGUAAGCAAGUGGAGUKUGAAUAUUCUAAGUGUCAAAACUUGCUUUUCAGUAAUUGGAAUAUCUCAUUCUCAUUGUAUAUUUUUUCCUGAUCCUAUAGGUUAUCUAUGUUUCACAAUAGCCCACUGCAGGUAAAUUUCAUCAAUUUCUCAGCAACAAAUCCCAAGGAAGGUAGGUCAUGUAUGUCACCUCACCUGUCUCGACUGGCCAAGGGCACUGGUGCCUAUAUAUUUGCACSUCCUUGUUUGUCAGUCAUAUCUGUCUUACUCCCCAAUUCUGGUUUUUASCAGUUUUUUCUUACAGCAGAGCAAUGUAAUCAGAAUAAUAGCUUCUUCAGGUGAGCUCCUUUUAAGAGUCAUGUGUUGAACAGUUUCCUCUGAAUGGUCUGUGGCCUUCACAGAGGUUUUGCACAAACCAGCAGCUGCACAGUAGCACCAACAGCUCCUACUGAAGAUAAAGAAAUCAUUUCAUAGGAUGGAAAACAGUAUUACUAUAAUACUUGGGUAAAUUAAAAUACCUACAGUUUUUAUUAUUAUUACAUUUUGAUAAAGUAAUACUUUAAAAGGCAUCACAAUAAAUAAGCAUAAAGGUAGAUCAUUAUAUUAAAAUAAACAAUUGAAUUUAAGACACUGUCUCAAAAGCAAAGCUGUAAAGCAUCAAGCAAGAGAGCAACAGUGUAUAUGUAUACACCAGAAAACUGGGGACAAAAAGUGUUCAUAGCCAAAAUCAACUAAGUUUUUUUGCCUUUUACUGGCAACAUAAAACCCAGAUUUCUGAAUUCUUGGUUCUGUACUAAAUAAGAAGUCGAUUUGAAAAAUUUGGAGAAUCUUGUAACUCCUGUUAUUUUGUAACACAUGCAAACAGUUCCCCUAGUCAAAGGACUCUGGAUAUAAAUUCAUACUGCAAAUGCUUCAUUGCCUGUGUAACUGGUAGAACAACUUUGGCUUUGUUCAUUGUACAGAGUAAAUAGUUUUCUCAUUUUCACAGCAGCUUUGUAUUUCCCAUUAAAUUGUAUUUGCCAUUAAAUCUGAUGGUGAGCUCCAUUCAUGUGGUCUUAGGAAUGAAGCUCUGUCUAUAUAAACUGGUUGUGGAACUGAMCGCUAAGUGUUAAGAAAAGGCAUUUGUUCCCUCACUAACCUUUUUUUUUUAAUGAGCUGUAAGAUGAGAAUCUUUAUCUAGACUUCUUUAUUUGAAAGCAAGAAAGAUCUGCAACAUGAACUAUUGUAGUGCUAGAUCCUUUUAAAAAUCAACAAAAAAACACCCUUCCUGGUAUUCUCCAGCAGACCUGGAGAAUUACAGACUGAUACUACAACUAUUUGCUUUGAGUUUUUUUAUACUAUGUAUGCAGUAUUCAUAAAGUGAAUAAAGAGCAGCAAACAUUCGCCCUUUGUAUUUUUGUUUUGGGGUUUGUUUUUUAGGAUUGCAGUGAUCCUGCAGUCAAUCCUUUGUUACUUCAGAGUGGAGAGCUGAAAAGCUGGKGCACUGGGAAGCUCAGUGAAUAAAAAAUGUGGCAUAAGGUGUUAGGAUCAGCAGUAGCUCUUACCAGCCCUUGUCGGUUCCUGCCGGACCCUUUGAGGAUUCAGAUGCAAACAAUCAGGUGUGUAAUUCCUGUUACGGAACAAAAUAAACGUCACUUUACUACUUACGUUGAAUUUCACUUUUCAGGGAAUAUUGUUAGACAUGAUGUUUCCACAAGUUUUAAAAGGAAUAUAUUGAAAUAGACAUMAUUUUGUUUGUAUGUUUAUUUAUUUAUUUAUAAUUUAGGAUAAGGCUUUUCACCCUAUUGUUUCUACUCAAAUUAGGCAGAGCUAAGCUCACAUAAUACAUUACAAGCUCCAGCUGACAUUUAUCUCAAAUUCCACAGUUGACUCAUCAUUGUACAUUCACAUCUGUACUGUUUAAUUGCUAAUUAAAUCCACAUGGUGGAAAAUGAAAUUAAUAAAAUAAAAUGUUUCUUGUUUUUUAAUGGAAUAUUGUAUUACAGCAGCACUCAUAAAUAAAACACAAUACUAUUCUGUAUUUCACAGUUCUACAAAAAGGUCAUAAAAUCUUGCUGGUCUCUUUUGUGUGUGUUCUCAGCAAACCUAGAAACAGCUAUUGUUGUAUCACGGGUAUAAAAAGCCAGUUAGUGCUGGUUUCCCACUGCUCUGGGUGUGAAGUAUUGAAGAAAAAUACAAG
This is a messenger RNA of Malurus melanocephalus (red-backed fairy wren), 4382 nucleotides long. RefSeq lists its product as uncharacterized. The transcript is spliced from 6 exons. Lineage: Eukaryota; Metazoa; Chordata; Aves; Passeriformes; Maluridae. Bases 118 to 1611 code for a protein of 497 amino acids. The record is from RefSeq and is a predicted model, not a curated record.